GGUGGAAAAGAGACUAACUGGCAAUCCCGUGGACCCUGAGCACAUAAAUACGCGGGCGAAGGUAGAGAACCUUCAGUGACAAGUGAGAAUUCGAAGAGGAAGGAACAAAGAGAGGAAGAGAAGAAGAAAGGAGUAAAAAAAAGAGGAAGAGGUUGAUGGAGAGUGAAUUUUCGCCUUGGAAACAUAAAAACGGAGGAGGAGGAGAUGGAGGAGGAGGCAGAAGAAUGGUGUCCGUGGUGAUGCAAGCCAGGCACCCCGGCGGUGGUGGUGAUGAGCCCGCCACCGUCAUCACCAGCACGGCUUCCCCACCCCCCUACACGCCCUUCCACGCCCUCCCGUCGGUGCUGGAGGGCGUGGAGGAGGAGGUGCCCCAGCCUGACACCAUCAUGAGGCUGGGCGACACGUGGCCCAGCUGACUCGACCACGCCAGCAUCGCCUGGACGACACUCACCGGGGGAGCGGCAGCAACAGGAGGGGAGGCAGGGCGACCUUCGGACACCGGAGAACGCAGGAAGGAAAUACCAGAGGAGAACAGUGACUCGGGGGACAGCAUCGGGGACUCAACACCAUCCAUCACCUGGUGCUGCUCCUCCUCCGGCUACCACUCCACACACCACCACCAACACCACCACCUCACCACCAACACCAACACCCUCCCACGCCCUUACGAUGAGGACGACAGCGACGACGACAGCGCGUGGGGCGAGGACGAGUGGCCGUUGGAGCGCCCUCUGCCCCUGCCGGAGUGGGGGUGUGGCCGCCCCGCCCUGCAGUUCCAGACAGCCUUGGCCUUUGAGGAGUUCCUGGGCAGCGUGGAGGACCGCCUGCGUCUGGCCUUAGCGGAUCAGCCUUACGACUCCGUGUCCAACUUCCUAAUGUUCGCCCAGGAGUACAAGAGCUCCGGGCACACACAUCUUCCGGAAUUUUACCGUGACUACGACCCGCCUCUCGUGCACGGCAAAUACACGUGCGUGGGCCUCGCCGCUGACCUCGCCUCCCGCUUGGCUGACCUCGAGGCGCUGUACCCUGGCUUGAAGGACGCCGUGUAUCAGGUUUCAUGCCAGGAGGAGCUCUCGGACCCAGAAAUCACGGACAUCAGCUCCACGGACACGCCCAGCUCCUCCGAGUCCUUCAAGGAACACGUCCUUCUCUGCAUACGGAUCCUUAUCGCAGACCGGGCCGGGGUCAUCUUGCUGGACCCUGGCUAUCACGUGGCGAAAGCGGCCGUCGUAAUGGAAGAUCGCUUACCGCCGCAGUCAGGUCCCAUAGCCGUCGGCACUACACGCUCAGAUGUCACCAAGUCCUUCAGCUACUAUUUCCAUCCUCACUCGACGUCCUACGUGAUCUGGGAGGCUGAGGAGACGCGAAAACGGGGAGGAUAUAUGAUCGCGCGAAGUCUGGUGCAUGUGUCACGGCCCUAUCUGUCCGGCGUGGAUGUGACCGAGAGGAGGAACUUGCCCUAUCGCUUCAAGUCCCUCCUUGGCCGGGAUUCGAACGGGGGAUUCUCUGGUGGACUGUAUUUGAUGAUUAAGCCCUCUGAUUCGUCUUCUUCUUCUUCUUCUUCCUCCACCACCGUCACCUUCUUCCAUAGAGUUGACGGAGAUAUGAAGUUCGUGAAGAAGUCUCUCGCAUAUUUCCUCCCUGAUGAAGAGGAGGAGAAGAAGGAUAGACAGAAGAUGGAAGAAGAGGAAAAGAAGGAAGAAGAAAGAGAAGAAAAACGACAGAAAGAGAAGAAAGAAAAGGAAGAAGAAGAAAAAGAGAAGGAGGAAGAGAAGGAAGACGAAGAGAAGGAAGGAAAACAUGAAGACGAGGAAGAAAGAGAGGAAAAACGAGAGACAGAGGAAGAAGAAGAAAAAGAAGAGGAAAAAGAGGAAGAGAAGGAAGACGAACAGAAGGAAGGAAAACAAGAACACGAAGAAGAAAGAGAAGAAAAGGAAGAGGAGAAAGAGGAAGAGAAGGAAGGAGAACAAGAAGAAAGAGGACAAAAAGAGGAGAAAGAAAAGGAAGAGGAAGAAAAAGAAGACAGAAAGGAGGAGACAGAGAAGGAGAAUGCCCGCCACAAUCACCACAACCACCACACCACCACAGAGGACGAGGAGGUGGAGGAUGCCUUAAGAAGCAUAUCCAAAGCCUUAGGGAGAGGGACACCUGACCUCCGCCUCGCCCUGACCUCGCUCGCCCUGAUCCUGAAUGACCCAGCCUUUCUAAGUGACCUUAUUGACCUUAACAGUGCCUUAGAGAAGCUGGGAGAGCCUUAGACAGCCUUGGAGAGAGAGAGAGAGAGAGAGAGAGAGAGAGAGAGAGAGAGAGAGAGAGAGAGAGAGAGAGAGAGAGAGAGAGAGAGAGAGAGAGAGAGAGA
Eriocheir sinensis (Chinese mitten crab) is the source of this 2359-nucleotide messenger RNA. Its product is annotated as protein split ends-like. NCBI's taxonomy places the organism in Eukaryota, Metazoa, Arthropoda, Malacostraca, Decapoda, Varunidae. The record is from RefSeq and is a predicted model, not a curated record. Bases 876 to 2258 code for a protein of 460 amino acids. Gene Ontology annotation, biological process: actin filament bundle assembly. Gene Ontology annotation, cellular component: plasma membrane; actin cytoskeleton. Gene Ontology annotation, molecular function: actin filament binding. The transcript has 5 exons.